AUGUGAUGCUGAUCGCUGAUUGGCUGAAGSGGUUUGUGGCGCAGAAAUCAAACUCUUGAAAUCAAACAUGGAAAACGCCAUCAAACAAUGUUGACUGCCUAAAUUUUGCCUUAAUUUUCCCAAAAAUCUCUCGCGAUUAUCAUGAGUUCAGCAGAAAUCAAGCAAAAAAAGACUCCAAAGAACACUAUGAAGCAAUUUUCUACUCUUCCAAGCUGUUUUUUAACGCCAGAAAGCGACGAAAAGCCUCACAGUUUUGGAAGAGUCACCCCAACACAAGAUCAGUCUUCGUCUGUAUUUCUGAGUCCUCCUCCGUCUUUGGAAAGGAAAUCCUUACCAAACUUUGGGAUUUCUACUCAUGAAGAUCCACUAAAGCUUGAACUACAUUUUGAUGAUUACCCAACAAGGAUAUCUUCUGAUUUAAGGAGUUUGAGAUCUCCUUUGCUACACGGAGGCAAGAUCGGAAGGACAAGGAUAGAUUUAAUUACAGAAUUAGUACAACGCAACUGCUUCAAGAUAUGUCGAAGUAUUUGUGAAUAUCUGAACGAUCGAGAACUCUCCAGGUUUGCUUCAGUGAGUAAGAGUUGGAGGAGUUUUGUUAAGGAAGAGCCUCAGAUUCGCGAUCGGUUGAGUUUUUAUUUAUUGCAGCGCAAAGAGUAUUGCAUUCUGAAAGGAAAGGAAAAUCUUGGUUCACCUACAAGUGUAAAACCAGACUUGUCUUCACAGCGGAUCAAAAGGACACCCUUGGUAAAUAUUGAUGCGAACAAGGUCACUAUAAGUGUAGCGAAAACAAGCAGGGAAACUCAAUUACCGAUUUUACAGCAACAAAUAUCUACACCUGUAACUAGUCCCUCUGAAAACUUUCGUCCUUGUCCAAAAUGCUGUUCACCGUCUAACUAUGCUAGAGUACUUGGUAGUCAUUGUUGCUGUCAAAGAUGUGGACUUGAAUUUUGUUCGGUGUGUCUGCAAGAUACCAAGACCCAUAAAGAAAAAGUUUGUAGAGGAUUAGAUAACCCAUGUGAGAGAAUAGAAACAAGAAGUAAGACUAGAAGGAAAGGAACAGAAAAUUUGGUAGGGAGUAGAAAGAGUAAAGAACGCAUGCGGCGGUUAUAACAUUUAGAAAAAUGUCGACUACUUAUGACCUUUUUAAGGUUCAAGACUUGAGAUGCACAUACAGUAUGGGCAGGCCCUACAUCACGGAAUGAAAGCAAUGCAUCUUCAAGUGUGAAUAUUCCCUAAUGUAAAUAUCUUAUUUAUAUAACUGUGUAUCAUAUGUAUGAUUGUGUAAAUACUUUAUUUAGAUAGGUAUACUUUUAUCAAAAUUAUCAAUAUAUGUAGUGUCCUAUGCAAGUUCAAGUGAGGUAAAAGCCACAACUAAUUCUCCUUCUAAAUAAGUUUGAUUUGUACUUGUCCUAGCUUUUGGACAGUUAUUUCAACGUCAGGAAUUGAGAUUUAUAUCUUCAAGGUCAUUAGUGAAAUUCCAUUUACAUAGAGAAGACGAAGUUUUUACCUCACAUUUACCUGUGAACUUGUUACUUAAUUGUCAAAUGUUUAACCCUUUUUUAGUUACAUUAAUUUAAAUUUUUUAGUUAGUAAAUUUUUAAAAUAUUACUUAAUGGUCUUAGAUUGUACAAGAGGUAUUUUUAUGACUUAAAACACAAACCAUAGUUCACUAAUUGUAAGUAGUGGAACA
This is a messenger RNA of Actinia tenebrosa (Australian red waratah sea anemone), 1690 nucleotides long. RefSeq names its product F-box only protein 5. The record is from RefSeq and is a predicted model, not a curated record. Gene Ontology annotation, molecular function: protein binding. NCBI's taxonomy places the organism in Eukaryota, Metazoa, Cnidaria, Anthozoa, Actiniaria, Actiniidae. Gene Ontology annotation, biological process: negative regulation of meiotic nuclear division; regulation of mitotic nuclear division.